AAAAGGACUAGGAUUCUCCUUUGCAUAUUUACGGUACAUUGGCUUGGAAGACUGCAGAGAGCGAUCCACUGGCGGAGCCAAUACAGUGGAGCGGUGGCACUUACUGCACCAGACACGCAAUCAUCGAGCGGUGUAACGACACGGAGCUAGCUCGAUGGAAAUGGCUGGCAACCAAAGCACUCACCUUGGUGUCUCUGCAAGCUCUGCACGACAAUAUACUGACCGGUCGUAUGUAUGUUCGUAUGGCUGUCCAGGGGAUGAUUUUCAUGAUGUUGGUGCACGUUUGAGAUCUGAGGUGCGCAUUCCUGCCACAGUCCCAAAAAGGCAACUGGAUCCCAUUGUGGCUAGAGCCAUGGUCGCUUUCCACUCCGACCGACCUCACCGCCCCCUUCCCGCUCACUCCUUUCUCCCUUCACCAAGACACGCCCACGCCCACACCCUCCCCCGCCAGCCUGCUCGCCGUCGUCGUCGUCCUCGACAGCAAUGAAAUAUAUCGAAUUUCCUGAACUAUCCCGCCUUGCACAGGCCCUCACCCACGAAGGCCCUGAGUGUUCAGUACACACCCGCCUCGAAGCAUACAGCUGCAAGAACAUCAAGCGCGACAAGAAACUCUUCAAGUCUCUCGAAACAGCAUACACAGACGAGCUCUCAAACUCACCGCCUCUGCCCUCGUGGCUCGCUAUCGACCGCGAGGUUGAUGUCACCCCCUUUGGCCCCAUCGACAAACACGCCAGCAGAAAGACUCUCUACCUCCUCAUAGCCACCCUCAACAUCGCGUUCCCUGACUAUGAGUUCUCGGACGUGAGGCCUGCGCACUUCAACAAGGAGGAAAGUGGAGCCAGCGUUCUGAAUAGUCUCAGCACCACAUUACUCUCACCCCAUCGCGCAGGUAUGCGCGCUCCCAGGACAUAUUCAUCGUAUCCACCCACGUCUCCCAAUUUCUUCCCUUCAUCUGUUCCCACCUCCUCAUCGCCCAUGAACAGCACGAUAGCCAGCCCUUACGCUCCACCCCAAAUAGUGUCAGGCACCCACCCCACGCUCUAUCGCAUUCUUGACGACGUCAUCGGUCUCACUGACUGCGAAGUCUUUUCAUAUGCACCCGACAUCGACUCUGACCCGCACGCGAACGACUUCUCGGAUGACGAGGAUGACGUCGUGAGUAUCGGGGAUGAAUACUCGAGUGACGAUGGCGACGACGGGGCAACCUUUGACUUCGACGACUAUGAUGUAGAUGACCAUCCGUAUCGCUCCCAGACCCAUCGUAUACCCUUUCGCAGUAGCACGGCUGACAGUGCAAGCAGUCGAAGUCAGAGCGACUCGCCCCCUAAAGCCACGAGCAAUAACAUAUAUGCGCUGCCGUCCUACCCCCACAUACGAAUGAAGCGCCGUGGUGGCGCUCUCCUAUGGUCUUCGCACUGGUUCUUUUUGAAUCGGAAACUAAAGCGAAUUUUGUUCAUUUCCGUAUGGGCGCAUACCAAGGGCGCGAAUCGGUCAUGGGCAGACAGCGAUGUGGAUGAGGAAAUGUACAUUGGUGCUGGCGAUGAUAAGAUUGAGGGAUUGAACAAAGAACGGUUCUUUGGUUGGGAAGGAGAUAUUGGUGCAGGCGCAAGAGCAAUGGGCCUGACCGUAUAGUUUUCAUGUUUGUGGAAUUUAACUUUUUCAUCAUACACCUGCUUCAAGGAUGACACACCUUGUUCUAUUUACCGAUGGUUUCAUUGGCCUUUUCCCACACGUACCGGUUCCUACUCGAAAUCUUCUCCUAUGGUCUUCAACGCCACGUAUGAUUAUCUUGUCUGCCUUGGUUACCGCAUUAACUUGUUGUACCUGUAUAUAGCCUUCGCUGGAACUCGUACCAGCGAUUAGACUUACCUAUGCCGUCCUACCUUAUCAUGCGCGUUACUUUAGUUUCCCGUCCCCAAUACCUAUAGACUAUUUGCACAGUGCGUGCAUCAUCAUUGGUACUAUUGUGUACAGUAGUUGUAUUGAUUCGCGAUACUUGCUGGUCUUGUCUCUAUGCUUGCGUUUU
Serpula lacrymans var. lacrymans S7.9 is the source of this 2026-nucleotide messenger RNA. RefSeq lists its product as uncharacterized. The record is from RefSeq and is a predicted model, not a curated record. The transcript has 2 exons. NCBI's taxonomy places the organism in Eukaryota, Fungi, Basidiomycota, Agaricomycetes, Boletales, Serpulaceae. Gene Ontology annotation, biological process: negative regulation of transcription by RNA polymerase III. Bases 484 to 1632 code for a protein of 382 amino acids. Gene Ontology annotation, molecular function: RNA polymerase III core binding. Gene Ontology annotation, cellular component: nucleus.